AUGGACGCACUGGAUAGUUUUAUAAAAAAGAAAAAGGAAGAAAUCAAAGAAAUUAAAGGAAAUAAGAGAUGGUUCAAACAAGCAGAUUUGGAAGAUCAAAAAAAUAAAGAAAUUAACAAAUUUUACGAAAAAGAAUAUAAAAAAAAAAAAGUUGAGGAAUAUGAAAGAUUAAAGAAAUUGAAUGAUGAACUAGACCUAAAACAUAAAAAAAGUAGCGCAGAUAUAGAUAAUGAAGAAGCAAAUAUAGGUUAUAAAAAUAAAUUAGGACACUUUGAGCAGUUUAUCAUAAAUAAGCUGUUCCAAAUAACAUUAAGUAACAAACAAAUCAUUAUUCUACUACGGCAAUUAAAAGAGCCUAUAAGAUUGUUUGGUGAAACUGAUCUACAAAGGUAUAAUAGGUUGAAAGAGCUAAAAAUAAACAAAAAUGAGUUGAAGAGUAAGGAGCAAAACGUGUUUGGUGAUGUCCUAAGAGGGAGAUUAAAAGAAAAUUCUCUAGAUUUAAUUGAGGACAAUUUGGAAGAUGAAAUUGAGAACACUAAUUCGAAGGAAGCAGUAAAAUUAGAAAGAUCCUCCAAUGAAAAGCAAAAUAAUGAAAACGGAAAAGAAUUAGAUAAAGAAAAAAUUAUAUAUGACUGGAUAAAAAGUACUAUGAAAGAAUGGAACGAAGAAAUUGAGAAUAACGAGGACAGUAAAAAGAAAAUAAAACAAGCUACAUACUUGCAAACACAUAAAGACCUAAGGCCGCUUGAAAAAAAAUUAAAACAAAAAAGCCUGGAACUUGACAUACUCGAAAAAAUAUACAACAUAGUUUCUUGUUGCCAAAAGAGGAACUUUAAGGCCGCUCAUGAUGCUUAUAUGCUGCUAGCCAUAGGGAAUGCUGCUUGGCCUAUGGGGGUUACAAUGGUCGGGAUUCAUGAGAGAGCAGGACGGUCGAAAAUCUUUGCCUCCGAAGUCGCACAUAUUCUAAACGAUGAAACAACGAGAAAAUACAUUCAAAUGAUUAAGAGGCUGCUGUCUUUUUGCCAAAGAAAAUAUUGCACAAACCCGUCAGAGGCCGUUAACCUGUCGACAAUUCAUAUUUAA
Molecule: messenger RNA, 1083 nt
Organism: Plasmodium malariae
Lineage: Eukaryota; Apicomplexa; Aconoidasida; Haemosporida; Plasmodiidae
Gene: PRP18
Product: pre-mRNA-splicing factor 18, putative
Exons: 10
Coding region: 1-1083 (360 amino acids)
Biological process (GO): RNA splicing; generation of catalytic spliceosome for second transesterification step
Cellular component (GO): U5 snRNP; U2-type post-spliceosomal complex; U4/U6 x U5 tri-snRNP complex
Source: RefSeq, a predicted model, not a curated record